Teleopsis dalmanni is the source of this 1872-nucleotide messenger RNA. RefSeq lists its product as uncharacterized. Bases 83 to 1750 code for a protein of 555 amino acids. Gene Ontology annotation, biological process: proteolysis. The transcript has 7 exons. The record is from RefSeq and is a predicted model, not a curated record. Gene Ontology annotation, molecular function: serine-type endopeptidase activity. Lineage: Eukaryota; Metazoa; Arthropoda; Insecta; Diptera; Diopsidae.
AGCGACUAAAUUAAUUAGAUAAUUUGAUUGCAUAGUGCGAAAGUAACUUUUAUAAAGGCAUUUCAAAAAUUCCAAAAAUGGCAUGUUAUUUAGUUCAAAAUUGAACUUAUUUGUCUACAUGCUGAUAAUAGUAUUAAUUAAUUUGAGUCAAGUUUCAACAGAAGAAAAUUUAACAGCACUUAGUAGUGAAAUGCACAAACAUUCACCCGUUUACAGACCUCACACUCACACCCUUGUGAAAUAUGUCGUUUCAAUAAGGACUCGAAAUUUCGAUAUUGUUUUUGGAGAUAAUCACUACUGCGCUGGAUCCAUUAUAGCCCCCAAUAAAGUUGUGACUGCUGCAGUAUGCGUGAACAAAGGGAAUAAUUUAAUUAAUGUAGAAGACAUAGUAGUCGUUGCGGGCUCCCCAGUUCUAUUCGAUCAAACUUCUGCCACUAAAAUAAUAAAUGUGUCAAAUAUAAUUGUACAUCCCAAAUACAAAUAUCCGAAAUUUGAGUAUAAUAUUGCUAUAGUUGUACUGUUGGAAUCUUUAAUAAUGGAUGGUAUUUAUAUAGAUACUAUACACAUGGUGCAUAAAAGUCCGACACCUGGCACUGAAUGCACAGUGGUAGGUUGGGGUAGAGUAUUUUAUCGGGGACCUUUUGCAUAUGAAGCGUUAUAUGUGGAUCUCUAUGUAUGGUUACCUGAGAUAUGCACUCGAAGGGUGAGAAGAUUCAAAGUUGGUUUGUUAUGUGCGGGUGAUAAGAAUGACUAUGAAAAAGAUACGUGCUCAGCUGAUGCUGGCGGGCCCCUCAUAUGCAAUAAUCGGCUUGCAGGAGUGGCUUUGUUUGAUUUGAGCUGUGGGGUGCCUAAUUAUCCAGGAGUAUUUACCGAUGUGUCGCUAUUUAGAGAUUGGAUUGAAACUAAUUCGGGCACAACGGAUAACUGUGCAAAAAUUUUACCAAUAUUGAGAUCAGGUGGAUCAUUUCGAGGUAUGACCAGAGAAGCAAUGGCUAAAUUUGUAGUUUCUAUACGUUCGCAACGAGCUAAGGCGUAUUUUGGGGAUAAUCAUUAUUGCGUUGGUACAUUAAUUGCCAGAAAUUAUGUAGUUACUGCCGCGCAUUGCGUUAUGGACAUGAACCGAAUCAUAACACGGCCAAAUCGACUAAUGUUAGUUGCUGGGAACCCAAACAGAUUAUCUGAAGAAAAGUCGACUGUUAAGUUGUUAGUUGAUAAAGUAAUACCACAUGAACAGUUUGUGCAUACCAAAGGUUUCAAUAUCGCUCUACUGAAAUUAAAAACAGACUUUCCUAAGGAUAACGACGAUAUUGGAUUUAUAAGUAUUGCGGAACACAGCUUGAUCGCAGGCACUAAUUGCACAAUGAUUGGUUGGAGUCGCAUAGCGCCAAAAAGCGCAGUGGCAGCUCAGUUGGUAUACAAAAAUCUUCAAAUACUGGAUAAAAGCGUUUGUAAAAAUAUUUACGGUGAUGAGUUCUAUGAUGAUAUGUUGUGUGCACAAGAUUAUUCAAAUUGGAGUAUCUAUCCCUGUCACGGUGAUGCUGGUGCGCCACUUAUAUGCAAUGGUGCAUUAUGUGGCAUUUAUACAUGGAAGGACAGCUGUGGAAAAUUUAACUAUCCAACUGUGUUUACAGAGGUAUUUGAUUAUAGAAGUUGGAUUCAUUCUAUUUCCAAAGCACAUAAACAUAUCAUCCUAAAGAGAAACUUAGUUCUAAUUGUUUUAGUUUACGGGAUUCGAUUGUUAUAUUUAUAGACUAAAUUUACGUGUACUUCUGCUAAAUUGAGGCCUAUACAAUUUUUUCUAUUUGAUAAACAGUUAUAUAUAUGUAGACACUGUAAUCUUAGAUUGCUAAACAAUUUCAUAAUUGCAUUUAA